AUGGGCGGAGGACCAGAGAAGAGCGGAUUCAAGGAUGAAUCAGAGCAGACGCAUGUUGUGCCUCCCAAAAAGGGGCCCAAAUACAUAUUCUCAUUUGGCGACUCCUACACGGCGACAAACUUCGACAUCAAUGGCGAGCAGCCCAGCGCCAAGAACCCCAUGGGAAACAACGACAUAGGAAACGGUCUGACCAGCGCCCAAGGCCCCGUCUGGAUCGAAUUCCUCACGAAAAAGUACAACACCAGCCCGGUCCUGACCUACAACUUCGCCGUGGGCGGCGCCUCGAUCCCAGACAACUACACCGUGCAGAUCCAGGAGAUGUACCAGCCCAAAUACAGCCGCGACAAGUUCUGGCACGGCUCCAACACCCUGUUCACGUCGUGGAUCGGCAUCAACGACGUGAGCGAUGCGUGGAUCAACAAGGACUCGCAGCGCUUGCUCGACCGGCUGGACCAAUGGGAUGCGUUGAUGGAGCAGCUCUGGGACACGGGCGCCCGGAACUUCUUCAUCGUCAACAACCCGCCGCUGGAACGCAGCCCGUUCAUUGCGGGAUUCGGGGAGAGCUCCAUCGCCCUCUACAAGAGGAACAUCCAGAUCUACAACGAGAACCAGGCGAAGCACGUGUCUGCUUUCCGAGAGAAGCACCCCGAGGCGACGAUCCUGCUGUACGAUGUGCAUGCUCUCUUCACGAAAGUGAUGGACGACCCGCAAAAGUACGGGUUCAAAGACGCCACCUCGAUGGACUCGGAGGGGUGCCUGUGGUCUGGGAGUUUCCACAUCCUGACGGGCUUUGACGAUUUCAUCGCGAGAGACAUGGCGAAGACCAUUGCCGAGUUUGACUUUGCAUGA
This is a messenger RNA of Drepanopeziza brunnea f. sp. 'multigermtubi' MB_m1, 849 nucleotides long. RefSeq lists its product as uncharacterized. The record is from RefSeq and is a predicted model, not a curated record. NCBI's taxonomy places the organism in Eukaryota, Fungi, Ascomycota, Leotiomycetes, Helotiales, Drepanopezizaceae. Gene Ontology annotation, molecular function: hydrolase activity, acting on ester bonds.